Molecule: messenger RNA, 803 nt
Organism: Tuber melanosporum (Perigord truffle)
Lineage: Eukaryota; Fungi; Ascomycota; Pezizomycetes; Pezizales; Tuberaceae
Exons: 2
Coding region: 75-596 (173 amino acids)
Source: RefSeq, a predicted model, not a curated record
AAGCCACAUCCACCGCAACGCUAUGAUACCACCACCACCACCAAAGCCAUCAUAACCCCCCAUCUCCCCCAAUCAUGUCCUGGAAAACCCCCUUCCUAAUAUCCCUCCAGUCCCGCGACAUCCGCGAAAAAUCCCACGACAAUUUCAUCAGUGCCUACACCCGCCUGGCGAACCGAACUUCCAACCCCACCACUACCUCCGAUACCUCCGACCCGACCAAUCCCCCACCCCCGGACCAGCAACUGAUAACCGACCUCCUUGCAGCGCAGACUUCAAAAGGGCUAUUGCAAUCACAACUUGCCGCCGCCCAAGCUGAGGUCGUGUCGUUGCAGGCGCAGAUUAAAGCCCUCGAGAAAGUGGCCAGGGAGAAGGAAAGGUUGGAAAGAAAGAACGUGGAUCUAGAGAGUGAGGGGCGAGAUAAGAGCCGGGUUAUACAGAAUUUACAAGACGAGAUGUUGACAUUGACCAUGGAAUUAAAUGUCCUGGCGGAUAAAGAGCAAGCUACAAGAAAGGAGAACGAAGAUCUGGUACAGCGGUGGAUGGACUUUGCGGAGACCCGGGCGGAGGUUAUGAAUCGUGCUUCUAAUUGGGAAUAACAAUCACGAUCAACCUUACUGCAUAACCUUUUACACACUAACAGCAUCCCCAUUCAUUCCCUCAUUCUGUCAUUCCCGCCUUCACAGCGACUAAAUUGUUGUACAGUAUAAAGGCUAUUGGCAGAUAACGGGCUCGUAAGGGGAGAAGGGAAUAAUUUGGGUAUAUUAGCACAUCCAUUCAUAUAGGGAAUACAUUAAAACAACUAA